UGAGGUUGUGGUCAGAAGUCCUGCCUGAGCACCUGCACAUUUGAAUGGCCCCAAGCAAGGGAGUACCAGGCCGGCCACUCUAGGUGAUAAAAUGACAAGACCGUGCCCUGCCUUCAGGUGCCCACCUGCCUGCUCUCUCUGCUAGUCUCACCGGGCACCAUCGACCCCUGUCACCACCUGUCUCCACCCCUGCAGCCAGCCCUCCAGCUGACCUCCCACCAUGGCAGCCCUGAUCGCCGAGAACUUCCGCUUUCUGUCGCUUUUCUUCAAGAGCAAGGACGUGAUGAUUUUCAAUGGGCUGGUGGCACUGGGCACGGUGGGCAGUCAGGAGCUGUUCUCUGUGGUGGCUUUCCACUGCCCUUGCUCGCCAGCCAGAAACUACCUGUACGGGCUGACGGCCAUCGGUGUGCCCGCCCUAGCACUCUUCAUCAUCGGCGUCAUCCUCAACAACCACACCUGGAACCUCGUUACCGAGUGCCAGUACCGGAGAACCAAGAACUGCUCGGCUGCCCCCACCUUCCUCCUCCUGAGCUCCAUCCUGGGCCGCGCGGCCGUGGCCCCCAUCACCUGGUCUGUCAUCUCCCUGCUGCGCGGUGAGGCCUAUGUCUGUGCUCUCAGCGAGUUUGUGGACCCCUCCUCGCUCACAGCGGGGGGAGAGGGCUUCCCGCGGGACCAUGCCACCGAGAUCCUGGCCAGGUUCCCCUGCGGGGAGGGUCCUGCCAACCUGUCAGGCUUCCGGGAGGAGGUCAGUCGCAGGCUCAAGUAUGAGUCCCAGCUCUUUGGGUGGCUGCUCAUAGGUGUGGUGGCCGUCCUGGUGUUCCUGACCAAGUGCCUCAAGCAUUACUGCUCACCGCUCAGCUACCGCCAGGAGGCCUACUGGACGCAGUACCGCAACAACGAGGAGCAGCUCUUCCAGCGCACCGCCGAGGUGCACUCCAGGGUGCUGGCCGCCAACAACGUGCGCCGCUUCUUCGGCUUCGUGGCGCUCGACCAGGAUGACGAGGAGCUGAUAGCCAAGUUCCCCGUGGAAGGCACACAGCCGCGGCCGCAGUGGAACGCCAUCACUGGCGUCUAUUUGUACCGUGAGAACCAGGGCCUCCCACUCUACAGCCGCCUGCACAAGUGGGCCCAGGGGCUGCCAGGCAACGGCACAGCCCCGGACAACAUGGAGAUGGCCCUGCUGGUCUCCUAAGGUUCCUGUUCCCACACUCUUUGCAAAUGACAAUCCUUGGCCCAACACUGAACCCCACUGUCUGCUCACAUCAGCAUCAGAAGAUUUUUUUUUUUCUUUUAGCCUUAGGUUUUUGGGAAAACAGACCAAGAGAAAGAAACAAAGUAAUGGGUACAGAGGAGAGAGCUAAUGCACAAUGUGGUCAGCGUGACAGGAAGGCUCUCCGACCUGAAGAAAUCCCCUCUCCUACUGCCACCAGCCACCUGGUCAACAGCUUGGGAGGGAAGACUCGCACUCAGAACUGGUCCUUAAUUAUUCACUAUGCUGUGGAGGACCUUCCACUGAUGGGCUCCAAGGCUGAGAAGCCCUGGCCAGCACAGCGAGGUGACAGUGAAACCCGCCAGUAGGCUCGUUGUAUAGGAUAUUGUGCGGUUAAUUUGUGUCUAACUGCUUAUGGACACCCAGCUCAGCGGUGCUCAGCUGGGAAGCUGCCCUUCGAUGCAUGCCACUGGCUUUAUUUUAUAUAUUUACAUUUUUUAUAAAGCUUUUCUAAGU
Molecule: messenger RNA, 1726 nt
Organism: Eptesicus fuscus (big brown bat)
Lineage: Eukaryota; Metazoa; Chordata; Mammalia; Chiroptera; Vespertilionidae
Gene: CALHM2
Product: calcium homeostasis modulator family member 2
Exons: 3
Coding region: 221-1192 (323 amino acids)
Molecular function (GO): monoatomic cation channel activity
Source: RefSeq, a predicted model, not a curated record